Messenger RNA from Vombatus ursinus (common wombat), 568 nucleotides. It is a transcript of the gene PRELID3A, whose product is annotated as PRELI domain containing 3A. The record is from RefSeq and is a predicted model, not a curated record. The coding region runs from base 32 to 568 and encodes 178 amino acids. Gene Ontology annotation, biological process: phospholipid transport. Gene Ontology annotation, molecular function: phosphatidic acid transfer activity. The transcript has 6 exons. Gene Ontology annotation, cellular component: mitochondrial intermembrane space. Lineage: Eukaryota; Metazoa; Chordata; Mammalia; Diprotodontia; Vombatidae.
CUCUGGCCCCUGGAGCUGCCGCAGGGGAAAGAUGAAGAUCUGGAGCUCUGAGCACGUGUUUGGCCACCCAUGGGACACUGUCAUCAAAGCUGCUAUGAGAAAAUACCCAAAUCCAAUGAACCCUUGUGUAGUAGGAGUGGAUGUAUUAGACAGGAGCCUUGAUAACCGAGGCAGGUUACAUAGCCAUCGUCUUCUCAGUACUGAGUGGGGACUCCCAGCUCUCGUGAAAGCGGUCUUGGGAACCAAUAGGACUUUGACAUAUAUUAAAGAGCAUUCUGUUGUAGAUCCAGUAGGAAAGAGAAUGGAGUUGUGUUCUACCAAUAUCACACUCACAAAUUUGGUGUUGGUGAAUGAAAGAUUGGUGUACACACCUCAUCCUGACAACCCUGAAAUGACGGUGCUGACACAUGAAGCAGUCAUCACUGUGAAGGGAUUUAGCUUAGGCAGCUACUUGGAAAGCCUAAUGGCAAACACCAUAUCGUCCAAUGCACGGAAGGGUCGAGAUGCCUUGGAAUGGGUGAUCAGCAGACUUAAUACAGAAUUUGAGGAACUGGUAGCACCACCUUGA